CCAAGAACAACCCCAAAACGCCGUUACUUUUCUGCAUUCGAAAAGAGCAGAGAUUUCUCACUCUCUCUCUCUCUCUUUCCAUAUAUGUAUAUAUAUAUAAAUCGUAACGUAAUAUCUAGGGAUCAUAAAAAUUCAAACUAUGUUUCAAAUCUUUUUCAAGAAACACGCUUGUCUUCAGUACGACCUCCCCGUAUUCCUCAAUUUUCUUUUUUAGGGUUUCUUCUGCUUUCGCCAUUUUUGUUUCUCUGCAAUUUUCUACUUCCUCUACUCCGUAACCCCAAAAACCGCUUUGAUCUUGUUGGUCUCUGAUAGAUAGUUAUUUUUGUGCUGAUUUGCAAAAUGACGACUGUGCCCCCUUCUCUCUCCCCUUCUCGUACCACUUGCGCUUCCCUCCUCCACGAAUUGCAGAUAAUAUGGAAUGAAAUUGGGGAAACUGAGAGUGAGAGGGACAAGAUGCUUCUACAGCUUGAGCAAGAAUGCCUUGAUAUUUACCGGAAGAGAGUCGAAAAGACCCGAGAGUACAGCACUCACUUGCUUAAGUCACUGGCCGACGCCGAAGCUGAAAUUUCUGCCAUUGUUUCUGCCCUCGGAGAGCAUUCCUCGUGUUCGAAGAACUUUGAGAAGGGAAGGAGCACUCUCAAGGACCAAAUAUCUGCCAUUAAACCUUUUUUGGAGGACUUGAGGAUGAGGAAGAAAGAAAGGGUCAAGGAGUUUUCAGAAAUUCAAUCGCAAAUUAUACAAAUCUGUGGAGAGAUAGCAGGAAAUGGUCUAUCUAAGAACUUUGCUGGUCCACAAGUUGAUGAGAAUGAUUUGACUGUCAAGAGGUUGGGGGAGCUAAAGUCACACCUUAAAGAACUUCAGAAUGAAAAGGCUUUCCGCUUGCAGAAAGUUAACAGCCAUCUUAGCACCAUCCACGAGCUGUCAGUUGUGAUGUCAGUUGAUUUCCUUAAGACAGUUCAUGAAGUUCACCCGAGCUUAAGUGAACCCUCCAAUGGUCAAUUGAGGAGCAUCAGCAAUGAAACUCUUGCUAGAUUAACGGGUGUUAUUAGCUCACUCAAGCAAGAGAAGCAACAAAGAUUGCAAAAGCUGCAAGGUCUCGGUAGUGUUUUGAUAGAUAUGUGGAAUCUUAUGGAUGCACCAGUUGAUGAGCGUAAAAGAUUUGAACAUGCUACUUCCCUAAUUUCCUCCUUAGUUGAUGAAGUGUCAGGGAAAGGAUGCCUUUCUAUGGAAGUUCUUGAGCAGACUGAGGCUGAAGUUGAGCGGUUGAAUAUUCUUAAAGCAAGCAAGAUGAAGGAGUUGAUAUUUAAGAGACAAAACGAGCUGGAAGAAAUAUACAAAGGGGUUCAUAUGGAUGUAGAUAGUGAUGCUGCACGGCAGAUUCUCAACGGUCUCAUUGAUUCUGGUAAUGUUGAUCUGUCUGAUCUGCUUUCAAGCAUGGAUGACCAGAUUGCAAAAGCCAAUGAACAAGCUCUUAGCCGAAAGGAUAUUUUGGACAAAGUACAGAAAUGGAAAUUUGCAUCAGAGGAGGAAAAGUGGCUUGAUGACUAUGAAAGGGAUGAAAACCGAUACAGUGCUGGAAGAGGAGCACACAAAAAUCUCAAACGUGCAGAGAAAGCUCGGAUUUUGGUCAGCAAAAUACCAUCUAUGGUUGAAGCUUUGACUGCCAAAGUAAAAGCCUGGGAACUGGAGAAAGGAAUCCCUUUCUUAUAUGACAAGGUUCCUCUUUUAAAUAGCUUGGAGGAAUAUACUGUUCAACGGCAGGAAAGAGAAGAGGUGAAGCGUAAAUCCAGGGAACAAAAGCGGAUGCAAGAACAACUUGCUACAGAGCAUGAGGCAAUUUUCGGAUCAAGAUCUGCGACGAAGAAGCCACUGGGGCAGAGCACUAAUGCUAACACAAUGGUUGGAACACCAAUGGGUCGACGUGCAGCUGGUCCUCUGGGUCGUCAUGGACCAUCAGCUGGGAAGGAACGCAGAGAAAGUGGCCGGGUGAAUAACAUAAUACCUGUCAACUAUGUUGCUUUAUCAAAGGAUGAUCCGGUUUCUUAAGAUUUAAGGAUCUUAAUAUUGUGCAGAAGACUGCUGCUUGUAAAUGGUUGUUUUUAGUAGAAAAAGUAUUUCACAAAUUUUCAUUUCUUCUACUGAUUACUGUUAGUAUUGGUGCUUUAUCCGAUUGCUUCAUGUGUUCUUUUUACUCAUAGUUUUCGUUUCACACUUGAUGACGAAAGCUUAUAUGCACACUUUUUUUUUGCUAAGAGCCUAUAAUGCCUACUUAGCACCAAUGUGAUACGCGAUUCAAAUUGUAUGAGUUAUUGUACAAAAACUCGGAAACUUUAGACUCAAACGUGUGAUACCAACUCGUACCAUAAAGCAAAAAUGUACUAAAGUUGAUGUUAUUGUACUGAAGUUGUGAAUAAAACAAGAAGGAGCUAGAGGGGUUUGUUGAAAUUAA
This is a messenger RNA of Ziziphus jujuba (common jujube), 2449 nucleotides long. Its product is annotated as 65-kDa microtubule-associated protein 5. Lineage: Eukaryota; Viridiplantae; Streptophyta; Magnoliopsida; Rosales; Rhamnaceae. Gene Ontology annotation, cellular component: cytoplasm; spindle. Gene Ontology annotation, molecular function: microtubule binding. The coding region runs from base 340 to 2046 and encodes 568 amino acids. Gene Ontology annotation, biological process: microtubule cytoskeleton organization. The record is from RefSeq and is a predicted model, not a curated record. The transcript has 11 exons.